Molecule: messenger RNA, 3651 nt
Organism: Notothenia coriiceps (black rockcod)
Lineage: Eukaryota; Metazoa; Chordata; Actinopteri; Perciformes; Nototheniidae
Gene: gpcpd1
Product: glycerophosphocholine phosphodiesterase 1
Exons: 21
Coding region: 321-2396 (691 amino acids)
Biological process (GO): glycerophospholipid catabolic process
Molecular function (GO): starch binding; glycerophosphocholine phosphodiesterase activity
Source: RefSeq, a predicted model, not a curated record
AACCAUUGUGUAAGCGGCUCCGUCGGCGCCAGGUUUCUGCUGUCAGGCUCUUGGUGGUAUUUAAUCUAUAUUGCUCUCUAUCGCUCUCACUUCUUUUUGUACUCGAAUUUUUUUCAUCGUUAUGGUCCAGCUUUGACGUUAAAUCGCUAGCUCUGACACAGCUGGCCAGGUAUGCUUAUGCUUUCACGUAGACUUCUUGGGGGAUAGGCGAUCCUGCUUCAACGGGGAUCCCCCAUCUUAAGCAGCCCGAAGAUACAUUUUUCUGCCAACAUCAAGAAGCUUGUUUCUGCCCCCAGUAUUCUCUGUGCCUGUGGUCAGCUAUGGAGACCACUCAGGUAACGGUGGCUGUCAGAGGAGAAACAUCUCCAGGGGAGGUGAUUGCAGUUGUUGGUAGCUGUGAAUCCCUGGGAGGCUGGAGCCAUGAAAAAGCAGUGAUCUUACAUCCUCAUGGGAAUGAUGGAAAUACUUGGACCACAACAAUCACUGUGCCUAAAGGAGUUGUCACCAAGUACCGCUAUCUCAAAGGUUUCUUCCUUGAGUCAAAGAUUCAACAGAUGGUAGCUGACUGCCCCAGCGGGAGAUUGAGUGCAGGUGGUCCCUAUCAAGUGAUAGUCAAUAUGUGGGAGACCCAUCAACACCCGCGCACGAUGAGCCCCACAGGAUCCCACCAGAAUAUUGACGAUGGACAGUUUGGAAUUCACAACGGGGUGAAUUGUGUAGACUCUGGCUGGCUCACGUGCCAGACCGAGAUUCGCCUGCGCUUGCACUAUUCUAAGACUUCUCCGGUAUCAAUUACCAAGAAGAAAUUCAAGAAGUCACGCUUCAGAAUCAAGCUGACGUUAGAGGGGUUUGAGGAGGAGUAUGAAGAUGAGGAGGAGGAGGAAGAAGGCCAGCUUAGUCCUGCCUCUUUGCUCAGGGAGACCACCACUCUGGAGAUCAGCAUGAUUAGUGCCAACGGCUAUAAGUCCCGCCACUCGCAGCCUGAAUGUGGUAAUGCACUGGAGCCCUCCCAGUGGACCGAGUACAACAUCCACACAAUGGACCCCUACAACCUGGAGCUCACCUUUGAGUUCUUUGAGGAGGAUAUGGGUGAGCAUGUAGUCCAGGGAGAUGCACAUCCAGGAUUUGUGGGCACAGCUUGCCUCCUCUCCUCCUCUUUCGCAGAGAGCGGUAAGGACUUUGGAGUAGCCACACUUCCCAUAAUGGGCCGAAAUUCCAGACAGACCAUCGGAAAAGUCAGAGUGGAUUACCUGGUGAUGCGGCCUAUCCAGGGUUUGCAUUGUGACAUGAGCUCCUCCUUCGCCAAGUACUGGAAGAAAAGAAGUACUCUGGAUGUGGGUCACAGAGGAGCUGGCAGCACACACACAGCCAAGCACCACAGAGUUAGGGAGAACACCAUAGCCUCAUUCAAAAGCGCUGCCCAGCAUGGCGCUGCCUACGUAGAGUUUGAUGUUCACCUCUCCAAAGAUUCUGUUCCCAUCGUAUACCACGAUCUGACAUGCUGCAUUUCCACCAAGAAGAAAAAUGACAAGACUUCUCUGGAGCUUAUUGAGGUGCCAGUCAAAGACUUGACCUAUGAUCAGCUGCAGCUUCUGAAGCUGGCCCAUGCCACCGCAAUAAAAGAAAACAAUGACAAAGAUUUGCUGGAUGAUGAAGAAGAGGUUGAUGAGCAUCAGCCAUUCCCUUCACUCACACAGAUCUUCCAAGCUAUUCCUGAGAAUGUGGGCUUCAACAUUGAGCUUAAAUGGAUUUGCCAGAUGAAGGACGGGUCAUGGGAUGGCAACCUAUCCUCCUACUUCAACAUGAAUACCUACCUGGAUAUCAUCCUGUCCUGUGUCCUGCAAAGAGGCGGGAAAAGACGUAUUGUCUUCUCCUGCUUUGACCCAGAUAUCUGCACCAUGGUGCGUCAAAAGCAGAACAAGUACCCCAUCCUCUUCCUCACUCAGGGAAUUUCCAACAAGUAUCCUGAAAUGAUGGACAUCCGCUGCCAGACCACUCAGAUCGCCAUAAGUUUCGCCCAGAGUGAGAAUAUUAUGGGAAUCAGUGCCCACACUGAGGAGCUGCUGAAGAACCUUUCCUACAUUGGGGAUGCCCAGUCUAAAGGCCUGGUGGUGUUCAGCUGGGGGGAGGACAACAACGAGCACGAGACCAGGAGGAAGCUGAGGGAGCAGGGAAUCGAUGGCCUCAUCUACGAUAGCAUCUGUGAGGAGAAGGGGGAGCAACCUAACAUGUUUCAGGUAGAGGAGCAACACACUCUGCAGGAGGUGAUAACAGAGGAGACACGCAACAGCUCCACCUGUUCCUGCUACUCCAUCCCCUGCUCCAUGGCUCCCUGCGUUUCCUCCAAGGUCUGUUCUGGCGGCGGAGAGUCUGAUUCCGGCCUCAGCUCCUCUUAACUUAAGUCUUAGUGGACCAAUUUGGGAAUGGAUCAGCCAACGAAAUGACAUAUUCUGUCUUUUGUCUUGCAUGUCCACAAAUUGUAAUGUAUGCUUUCUAUUGAAAUAGGUGAAUGUUUUGCCAAAACAUUAAGACAGCCAUGUUUUUAGUUUUUUCAGGCCGAGGUCUUCAUAAUAGUGGAACAAUGGGAAAUCUUACAUGACAGUGAAUAUUUUUUAUUUGGCUAAUAUGUUGCAUCACUUCAAGUGCUCAAAUUCUCUUGCUUUUGAUUUUUUCUUUACGGCUCUAACAGAGCUGCAAAUUAAAGUCCUAAACUUUAUAAAGAUGAAGCCUAAUGCUGUUUUCUGUUUCUGCUGUGCAUGUAGCCAUUACUUUAAAAGUGUUCUUUUUAUUGUAUCGCUUAGCAAUGAGUAUUGGCUGAUUGCUAUUUCAGGUUCACCACAGAAAUCAUUUGGGAGUUAUAGGUUGUCAUUAAUGGGCACGUAGAUUAUCUACUGCGAGUUGUGAAAAGCGCUAUAUAAAUAAAAUGCAUUAUUAUUAUUAUUAUUAUUAUUAAGUAUAAGAGAAAUGAUUCAUUUAUUUCCUUUUGAGUGGACUGUCGAAAGCACUUACUCCUCCUUUCCACACUAAAUCCUUAUGUCUGUAAAUAACUCAUAGCUAUUAUUGUAAACAACAUUAUGGAUGCAGUAUAUCCUUCAUUCUUUCUACAUACUUGAUUAGAGAAAAAAACAGAUGAAUGUUUUAUUUGACAGUGCACACACACAGCCUUAAGGAAAGGAGGGGGAGAUCAGGCCUGUUUCUGGUUUUUUUUGUUUAAACCGCCAAUACCUCACUCCUCAUCUAUUAGAAUAGACUUGAGCUGAGAUGUACGUACAGAAUGAAGAAAUACUCCCUUUAUGUUCUUCUUAUAAAUUGUACUUAACUUCACCUAUGCUUUUUAUUGCACGGAAAAUAUACUUUUUUGGUGCUAACUACGCUUGAAGUGUUUCAUCAUUUGCAUAUUGAUAUGGUGUAUUAAUAUAACGCAAUGAUAAUGCAGCAUUUUGAUCACAGCAAAACAAAUCCAUGUACUGGCUGUAUAUCGUCUUGCUGUCUGUACAUGGGCACAAUCUCUUAACUACAUACAGUAAUGAUUGAGUUGUGCUUGGUCUGUAUAUCUGUAUGAAUCAAUGAGUCUAGUGUGUAAAAACUGUCAUUUCAGGGCAGAAGGGUGUAAAAGGUAUUGUAAAUAAAAUUAAAACCUAUAUUUGUUUA